This is a messenger RNA of Paralichthys olivaceus (Japanese flounder), 5277 nucleotides long. It is a transcript of the gene ppp4r1l, whose product is annotated as protein phosphatase 4, regulatory subunit 1-like. Gene Ontology annotation, biological process: protein dephosphorylation. Lineage: Eukaryota; Metazoa; Chordata; Actinopteri; Pleuronectiformes; Paralichthyidae. The record is from RefSeq and is a predicted model, not a curated record. Gene Ontology annotation, molecular function: protein phosphatase regulator activity; protein binding.
GUGCGUGUGUUUGUGCGUGUACAGAGAGUGAGACGCACACAAAGCCCACGGGCUCGUGUUCGUACCGGGUCUAUGUGGAGUUUGCGCCCCGGCUCAGAGGCACUUUGUCGGUGGAGUGGUCGGACGCGCCGCGCUGUGGGGGACGCCAGCACCAGGAAGUGCUCUCAGGAAGUAGUUUGCAGCCGCGUUUGAGUGACAGCUGUGCGGCGGUGACAGCCCACACCGGGACGGCGGCCCCACAGAGUCGAGCCAAGACUCAAGAUGGCAGGUCUAUCUUUAUACUUUGAAGAUGGCCAUGAUGAUUUGGAUGACUUCGGAUUUGAUGACUAUGCUUCAGAGUGUGACGGAAUCCGCAUCACAGCCUUCCUCGAUGCUGGACAAGACAACCUAACCCCUCUCGGGAGGCUAGAGAAGUAUGCCUUCAGUGAGAAUGUUUUCAAUAGGCAGAUCGUGGCUCGCGGCCUGCUUGAUGUGCUUCGGGAGUUCAGUGACAAUGAAAAUGACUUUAUCAGUGUCAUGGAGACAGUUGCCAGAAUGUCAGAAGAUGGAGAGCCCACAGUGCGAGCUGAGCUGAUGGAGCAGGUCCCAAACAUCGCCAUGUUUUUACAUGAGAGUCGGCCCAACUUCCCAGCCGCUUUCUCAAGAUACUUGGUACCGAUUGUAGUCCGGUAUCUCACUGAUCCAAAUAACCAGGUGCGGAAGACGAGCCAGGCAGCCCUGCUCGUUCUGUUGGAGCAGGGCCUCAUCUCUAAAGCUGACAUGGAGACCAAAGUAUGUCCAGUUCUGCUGGACCUUACAGAACCUAGCAGUGAUGAUGACUACAAAAUAGAGGCUGUUGCAAUCAUGUGUAAAGUUGUCACCAUGUUGAGCAAAGACACAGUGGAGCAUCUGCUACUGCCACGUUUCUGUGACCUUUGCAGUGAUGCCAGACUCUUCCAAGUCCGCAAGGUCUGUGCAGCAAAUUUUGGCGAGUUUUGUUCUAUUGUGGGCCAGGAAGCCACAGAGAAACUAUUGAUGCCCAAGUUCUUCGAUCUGUGCUCAGACAGUCUGUGGGGGAUCAGGAAAGCCUGUGCUGAGUGCUUCAUGAUGGUCUCAAAUUCCACCUCUCCAGAGGUGCGACGUGCAAAACUGUCCCCCCUGUUCAUCAGUCUCAUCAGUGACCAGUCCCGCUGGGUGCGCCAAGCUGCCUUUCAGUCAUUGGGACGUUUCAUCUCCACCUUUGCCAACCCAUCCAGCACAGGCCUUUACUUCAGAGAGGACGGUUCCCUACUAGAGCUCCCCAGAUGUACAAUGGAAGGCGACUGCUCCCUCAACUCCCUGAACUGCUCUGACAUCAGUGGCUGCCACACAGAAAGAACCGUCGCUCACACACUUCCCAACCAGGACGGGCGUGCAACACCGUCCCCAGAACAUGUGUCGUCAGCCGACAAUGAGUAUAUGCACAACUUUGAUGACAACCACGCUUCAGUUACCGGAGAGAGGCCAGGCAGUUACACCAACACCGUCUCAAACCGCAAUGACAGCCCUAUGAAAACAAACAAUGCUAAGAACACAAAAGAGACGGACAAGACAGAUGAGAACUUUAAUUCUUUCAACUACUGGAGGUCUCCUUUACCAGACAUCAGUGGGGAACUGGAGAUGCUAAGUUGUCAAAAGUCAGAGGUUGUGACAAAGAAGGAGGAAAAUAAAGAGAGGGAGGAGGAUGAACCUGAGGAUAACUGUCCUGAAUCCAAGUCCAAUCAUGGCAACGCCACUAGUGACCAGAUCCAGAAGGUUUUAGACUGUUUGCAACCGCACAUGGACGAUCCUGAUGUACAAGCUCAAGUCCAGGUUUUGUCGGCAGCUCUGAAGGCCGCCCAGCUCGACAGUCCAGCAGACGACAGUCCAGCAGACGACAGUCCAGCAGACGACAGUCCAGCAGACGAUAGUCCAGCAGACGACAGCCCGACAGACGACAGCCCAACUGAACCACAGUCAGAAGUGCAGCCUGAGAGCGUCAUGGAGAGCCCAUCUGAGGACAGCAUAUCUGCGGAGGUUCAGUCAGACAGCGAGGAGAGCCCAACAGAAGAGGAGCCAAUGGUGGAAACUCUUCCAGCUUCAGAGUCGAGCCCCGUCCAGGAGCAAGGAGAUGAGGAGACGCAGACUGAGCCUCAGGAGGAGGACCAGGACGACUCUCGGCCUAACUCACCUAUUCUAGAGUCUGAACUGAUAGAGAGUGUGGAGGAGGAAGGAAAGGAAGACCUGGCUCACAGCCCAGUGUUGGAGGACAAGCCUAAGGUUCAGAAUGUUAUCCCGCAGCAGCUGUUGGAUCAGUACCUCUCUAUGACGGACCCGGCCCGGGCCCAGACGGUGGAUACAGAAAUAGCCAAACACUGUGCCUUCAGCCUGCCAGGGGUCGCUCUCACUCUGGGACGACAGAACUGGCAUUGCCUCAAGGACACAUAUGAAACCCUCGCUACUGAUGUGCAGUGGAAGGUGCGGCGUACGCUGGCGUUCUCCAUUCACGAGCUGGCCGUUAUCCUGGGAGACCAGCUGACGGCGGCUGAUCUGGUUCCCAUCUUCAAUGGUUUCCUCAAAGACCUGGACGAGGUCCGCAUUGGCGUGCUCAAACAUCUGUAUGACUUCCUCAAGCUGCUGCAUGCAGAUAAGAGGAGAGAAUAUCUGUACCAGCUGCAGGAGUUCAUGGUGACAGACAACAGUCGCAACUGGAGAUUCAGAUACGAGUUGGCAGAGCAGCUGAUCAUGAUCAUAGAGUUGUACAGCCACUACGAUGUGUAUGACUACCUCAGACAGAUAGCACUCACACUCUGCUCUGACAAAGUCUCGGAGGUCAGGUGGAUCUCAUACAAACUGGUUGUAGAGAUCCUCCAGAAGCUGUAUGCAUGUGGUGCCGAUGAUCUGGGCAUGAACUUCAUCAACGAACUCACCGUCAGGUUCUGCCACUGUCCCAAGUGGGUCGGGAGGCAGGCUUUUGCCUUCAUCUGUCAGGCCAUAGUGGAGGAGGACUGCAUGCCCAUGGAGCAGUUCAGCCAGCACCUCCUGCCCAGCCUCCUCAGCCUCUCAUCAGACCCAGUGGCUAACGUCCGUGUACUUGUAGCCAAGGCUCUACGACAGAGUGUCAUGGAGAAAGCUUAUUUUAAGGAGCCGGGCUGUGCCUACUCUGAUGAGCUUGAAGAGACUGUGAUGGCGCUGCAGUCUGACAAAGACCGGGACGUGCGCUUCUUCGCCAGCCUGGACCCCAACAAAGGCUUGAUGGACACGGCCCCUUUGAUUUAGCCUCAGCGCCCGAAUCCCGUUACACCCCACCUGCCUGUCUACCUACCUGUCUGACUGACGCACAGUCAGCGCGACCUGCAACACCAGCACCCGACCAGACCCCCGACCACUCGCCUGCUGGGCAGACCUGCGCCAACGACCACUUGAGAAUCAUGUCAGAUGUCAGAUUUAAGUGUGAGCACGCUCAAACAAACACAACCCCAGUCUCUGGUUGGGCACUACAUAGCACACAUUAUGUUGAUAACGCAAACAGCAAACUUCUCAGUGUUUUCAGGAAAUGAGCAGGACUCACAGAUCGGCUGCAUCGCUUUGCAGGAGCUGCCGUAUUUUCAACUGAACCUUUUCUCACCCUCCACACUAACAACACUGACUCAGUCCUUCCCCUGUCACAGAUUUGUAAAACUACAAACGGGCUCUUUCUCUCCAAAGCUAACUGUAAGCUUAAUCAUGAAAUAGCUGAAUUGAUUUUAUUAUUCCUUAUUGCUUCUUCUUGUGGAUUUCUUAAUGUACAAGCGGGCAAGGCCUGCCUGACUCUGAUGUGUGCACUAACUCAGGGGGACUUAUCUGAACCUAAACAGCAUUAUUAGCUUACAUGAUAAGCAGCAGCUCCUGGAUCCCUGGUGAAAGAAACUACAGCUGUCUGAGCAACAGACCAGCCAAACCACGUAGCUCUGCUGGUGUCUCUCGCCUCAUUUCCUCCAAAAUGCCUCUUGUCUGAGACGUUGUUCAUCUUGUGAGAUGUCCUCGGGGUUAUAGUCUGUUUCCCUCCUACCAUCUCUUGUUCUUUUUUUUUUUCCUCCUCUGCGUUUCUCCACCUGGUCUUCACGGGCCACUGAAACCACUACUACUGCAUAGAAGGAACAGUGAUUCUGCCACUCAGCGUAACUCUUGAUUAAAACUAUAUCUUAGACAUUUUAAAAACACCAUCUUAAUGAACUGUACACCCUCCAUCUCCCAAAAAUUAAAAAUCGGUGUCUGUUUACCAAAAAUGUGACAUGACACGUCUCAAACGGCAGGAGACGCAUGAAAUACCUCUGUUUGGACACGACUGGCCAGUGUGUCAUACAUGUAGAGAGACUUCUGUGGACGGACAGACGCUGAAUGUCCUCGACUGGUGAUUCUUUUUGAGUGAAUCUGUGGCGUUGACUAAAACAUCUUAACAAGGGCUCACGAUGAUGUGCCACAGGGUGACGUCAAAUUCAGAGAAGAGAAAGAAAGCAAGCACACUGAUGGAUUAUGCAUGCAUGCCCACCCUCCCUCACCCCCGACCUUUUUUGUGUAUAGUCUAUUCCAAUUCUUUAAGGUUGACCUCCUGAUAUGAAUUAUGUGACCAUGUUAGCUUUCAGUGGAUCUGACUGAGCAGUUGUACAGUAGGAAUAUAGGAACGGCUGCGUUAGCAGACUGAAAGACAACUGAUUAUGAUUUCCCCGUCUCGGUGGAAUGAUUUAAAGUAUGAGGUUUCUCAUUCUGCUACUCUUUGUACAGCUUAAACCUGUGGAAAACGGUAUGUGUUUAUGGAACCAAGGCCAGUGUAGUCGGGUUUUUACCCCAUCGAGAUGUGUGAAUAUUGGGAGCAGUCAACAAGUCACUUUUUUUUAAGUCUCUUGAGCCUGUUUGUUUUCCUCUGUUGUAAAUGAUGACACCAACCUCUCCCCUUUUUUUUUUGAACAUAGGCAUAACUUGAGAACUUAAGCUGAUUGUGGUGUGUGCUGUGCAUCUCAAGUCUUUCUUCCUUCAAAAGGAGAGAUCACUGCAGUAAUGGCGGUGUCUACUCAUCUCAUCUGUCUGCAAUUUGUGUCCAUCUCAUUUUUAUGUAGUAGAACAGUUAAUAUAUACAUUUUAUGAAAAUUAUUUUUCUUUUCAAUUAUGCACCACUGUUCAAAGAUUUUAUAUCCUAACUUUACAAAAUUUACAACCUUUGUAAUAUUCAAUGGUUUCUUUUAAAAAGACAUUUUAUGUAAUGUUAUUUUUAGUAUUCUGUAAUUAAAAUUAUGAAAAUGA